AUGGCGGACCUCCCCCAGCAGGACGAGGGCUUCCGCUUCGCGACGCUGUGCACGACGACCAAUGAUCCGGCACACCGCGAUCAGUACGGCGCGUCUUCGACGCCUGUCUACCUCACGGCGACCUUCAAGGGGCUGCCGGGCGCCGAGUUUGACUACUCGCGCUCCGGCAAUCCGUCGCGCACGGUGCUGCAGAACCAUUUGUCGGCGCUCCAGGGGUGCAAGCACACCUAUGUGCUAGCCUCGGGCAUGGCAUGCUUGGACAUUAUCACGCGCAUGGUCAAGCCGCGCGAGCGCAUCGUCGCGGGCGAUGACUUGUACGGCGGCACAAACCGCCUGCUGGGCAUUUUGCGCACCACGUACGAGAUCCAGGUGGACCACGUCGACACGACCGACGCGAUCAUCUUUGAGCGGCACCUCGCGCAGUGCGCCGCCGACUAUGCCGAGGGGCGCGCAGGACCGGUGACCAUGGUCAUGCUCGAGUCGCCGACGAAUCCUUUGCUCAAGAUCUGCGACAUUCCGCGGUUCGUGCAGAUCGUCCGCAAGCACGUUCCGGAAGCGCUCGUGAUUGUGGACAACACAAUGCUCUCGCCCUACCUCAUGCGCCCGCUCGAUAUGGGCGUCGACAUCGUGUACGACUCGGCGACCAAGUACCUCUCGGGCCACCACGACAUCAUGGCCGGUGUCGUGGCGUGCAACCGCGAUGACCUCGCACAGCGCAUGUACUUUACGAUCAACUCGGUGGGCAACUCCCUCGCGCCGCUCGACUCAUUCCUGCUCCUGCGCGGCGUCAAGACGCUUGCACUGCGCAUGGACAAGAUGCAAGUGAACGCGAUGCAGAUCGCCCACUUUCUGCAGCGCCUCGGCUUCCACGUCAACUACCCGGGUCUGCGCACGCACCCGGGCUACGCAAUCCACCAGCGCAUGUCCAAGGGGCCGGGCUCGGUGAUGAGCUUCGAGACGGGCGACAAGGAGCUCUCGGCGCGCAUUACGGCCGCCGUCAAGUUAUGGGGGGUUAGCGUGAGCUUCGGAUGCGUCAACAGCUUGCUGAGCAUGCCGUGCCUCAUGUCGCACGCGAGCAUCGACCCCAAGGUGCGCGCGGAGCGCGGCAUGCCGGAAAACCUGAUCCGCGUGUGCGUCGGCAUCGAGGACGUGCGCGAUCUCCUCGACGACCUCACGCAGGCGCUCGUCAGCGCGGGCGCCAUCCGCCAGAUCGGUGUCGCGCCGGACGGCACGCCCGAGUACGAGCGCAUCCCGGUCCAGGACGAGAUGGAGGCGCUGCGUACGCAGCUGCGUUCCAACUCGCUCAAGAACGCGCCGAAGCCGGUCGUCCCAGACACGCUCGCGGUGAGCGCCCCGGGCAAGGUUAUUCUCUUUGGCGAGCACGCCGUAGUGCACGGCGUGACGGCCAUCGCGGCGUGCACGGCGCUGCGGUGCUACGGACGCGUGACGCCGCGCACUGACAAGAUGCUGCGCCUCGAGAUGCCCGACAUUGCGCUCGAGUGCGAGUGGGCGAUCGACGCGCUGCCGUGGGCCGCACGGCCGACGACGGCGGACGUCCCGACCGAGCUCGACGAGAAGCUCGUGGCGCUUCUUACGCCGCUCGUCGCACAGUUCCCCGAGGGCGACCGCCGCCAGGCGGCGAGCGUCGCCUGCCUCUAUCUCUAUCUCUACCUCGGCUCGCCCGAGAGCCAUGGCCAAAAUUUCCAGAUCCGCUCGUCGCUGCCGAUCAGCGCGGGUCUCGGCAGCAGUGCCGCCGUGUCGGCGUGCCUUGCCUCGUCGAUGCUCUACACGCACGGCCACCGUACCCUCCCGACGCGCGCCGAUGCGCCGUUGCCCGAGGCCGACACGUCCGAGAUCAAUCGCUGGGCGUUCCUCGCAGAGAAGGUGAUCCACGGCCAGCCGAGCGGCGUGGACAACACCGUGGCGACGCACGGCGGCGCGAUCGCCUUCUCGCGUGCGCUUCCGACCAAUGCACUGAAGGAGAACAAAAUGACGCAGAUCAGCGGCUUCGACGCGUUGCGCCUGCUCAUCACCGAUACGGGCGUCCCGCGGAAUACCAAGGCACUCGUCGCGAGUGUCAGUGCGCAGAAGGAGGAGGAGCCGGAGCGCAUGCAGGCUGCGUUUGACACGAUUCAGAUGCUCGCCGACGAGGCGCAGUUCCUGCUCGAGCCCCCGCCCGGCGAGAUGGCCGUAAGCCGCGCGUCGCUGUUGGAGCGCCUCGGCCGCCUCAUGGACCUGAAUCAUCUUCAGCUCGUUCAGAUGCGCGUCGGCCACCCCGCGCUGGAGACGGUACGCAAGACGUGCGCCGCGCAGCCCCACCGUCUGCGCGCGAAGCUCACCGGCGGCGGCGGCGGCGGAUGUGCCAUUACGCUCCUGCGCGACGACAUGAGCGAAGCGCAGACUGAUUCCCUGGUCCAGUCGCUCGCGACUUACGGCUUCUCCUCGUACGAGACCAAGGUCGGCGGCCCCGGCCUCGGCCUGCUCGUGCAACCCUCGCCGGAGAGCGGUGCACAAGCCACCCACUUCCUCCACACACCCACCGACCAGCUCGCCGCGUGGGCGGAGGCGUCGGGCACGUGGGCCUAUACGUAG
Molecule: messenger RNA, 2592 nt
Organism: Malassezia japonica
Lineage: Eukaryota; Fungi; Basidiomycota; Malasseziomycetes; Malasseziales; Malasseziaceae
Gene: STR3
Product: cysteine-S-conjugate beta-lyase
Exons: 1
Coding region: 1-2592 (863 amino acids)
Biological process (GO): 'de novo' L-methionine biosynthetic process; isoprenoid biosynthetic process; transsulfuration
Cellular component (GO): cytoplasm
Molecular function (GO): pyridoxal phosphate binding; mevalonate kinase activity; ATP binding
Source: RefSeq, a predicted model, not a curated record